Molecule: messenger RNA, 1557 nt
Organism: Penicillium chermesinum
Lineage: Eukaryota; Fungi; Ascomycota; Eurotiomycetes; Eurotiales; Aspergillaceae
Exons: 4
Coding region: 1-1557 (518 amino acids)
Source: RefSeq, a predicted model, not a curated record
AUGCGGAAUAUGUAUCUAGCUCUCGGCUCCUAUAUCGGCUUUCUCGGUAUUAUAUGGUUCACGUGGCUCCAAGUCACCUUGUAUGACAUACGAUUCGCCCAGGACUGCGUAUUUGAGAGAUUCUGCAAGGCAUUCCAGUUGGCGGCCAUGGUCGGCUUUGCUUCUGCCGGAACUCGUUUCACAACCCGUGUGCGCGACGACAAUGUCUGGGUCUUCCAAUCGCUCAGCUUGAUCCUGGGAGGAAGCCGCCUACUCCUGGCUGUUCAGUAUACGAUCAAUGCCGCAUACUUACGCCCAUACCCAUCCUUAUAUCGCUCUGUGAAGGGUGUAUUUUACACGGCGACUGUCUUCUUUGCCUUCCGCCGAGUCCCUGGGACUCAUAUCUGGACCGUUUGGUUCGUUUUAUUCGGAGUUGAAAUGUGGACUGUGAUGGGCCUUUCGUGCGUUUUCCCCGGGAUCGAGUUUCAAGACACCCACCUCACCGUUCGGAUGGAGCUCCUCACCCUGAUCAUUAUCGGGGAAGGGGUCAUUGCGGUCACUCGAAUUGUCAACAAGACGGUUCGACCGGGGGGAUGGACCAAGUGGUCGUUUGUUCAUAUCCUUGGGGUGACAACCAAUGUUUAUUUACUUUGGCAGGUCUAUUUCGAUAUCUCCCCUCGGCAUCGCUUUGGGGAAUUUGCACAGCAGAUAUGGGCACAGCUUCAUUUCCCGUUCCACAUCGCAUUAAUCCUUUUACUCGAGGGGUCGCAGAUCCUAGCCCUCACCCUCGAUAUUACUUUGAAGCUGAAAUAUCUGGCGCAAACGUUUGCGUUUGUGUGCGAGACACCUCGUCCUAGCCCCGAGAAGGCGAUUGACCUCAUCAGGAGUACGAUUGCUGACAUGGAAAUCCCGUUCAGCCGGGGUGCAACGCAAGAGUGGAAGGCAAUAUCGAGCCUGUUGGAAGAUCUGGCCCACCAACCGCUUUGUCCAGACCGCACCGAGCACGGCCUCGCAUCUCUUCAGUACAACGAGUUCCUCUUCGGUGAUCUCAUGGGUAACGUGACGGCGGCCCUUUUUUCAAGCAUGGGCAUUACUCCAACGGGAGCGGGAGAUAUCAGUCUGCUCGACAGCGAGGAGCUUCUACAGAUGUGUAUGAAAGUGUUGGCUUUCGUUUAUAUUUACUUUUUCGUUGUUGCCAGCCUUUCUAUGGGCCUUUUCAGUGCGUUCACUCUUCUAGCGCGCCGCCACGACGAGCGGUUUUACCUCGGCCUUUCCAGCAGCUUUCGCAUCAUCCUUGCAAUAGCGCUGGCCAGCCUGAUAUCGUUUGCGGGCCAUUUCCCGCUAGCUUACGCCUUCAUGACCUCGCCAGUCAUUUUAUAUGCCUUCACCAUGAUGCUUUUCUCCGUCCUACUGGUUGACCGACUUUUGGACUUUCUGGCAUCUCGGAGAAAUGCAGCCGACCGACGGAAGCGGGAAAUCAGUACACAAGCCAAGUUCCCCGCCUCUUCGCCAGGGUUGAGGGUGGAGAGCCCAUCUGUCCGGAUGGAGAGGGAGCGUGUUGCCCGACACAGCCAGUGA